This is a messenger RNA of Dissoconium aciculare CBS 342.82, 442 nucleotides long. RefSeq names its product ubiquitin-domain-containing protein. The coding region runs from base 72 to 314 and encodes 80 amino acids. The record is from RefSeq and is a predicted model, not a curated record. Gene Ontology annotation, cellular component: cytoplasm; nucleus. NCBI's taxonomy places the organism in Eukaryota, Fungi, Ascomycota, Dothideomycetes, Mycosphaerellales, Dissoconiaceae. Gene Ontology annotation, molecular function: protein tag activity; ubiquitin protein ligase binding. Gene Ontology annotation, biological process: modification-dependent protein catabolic process; protein ubiquitination. The transcript has 4 exons.
UGCAAUUUGAGGAUACUGCGAGGACUUCACUGACGACAUAUCCAAACCACAACUUUGCGAAGGCCGGCACGAUGCAGAUCUUCGUUAAGACCCUCACGGGUAAGACCAUCACCCUUGAGGUCGAGUCCAGCGACACCAUCGACAAUGUGAAGAGCAAGAUCCAGGACAAGGAGGGAAUCCCCCCGGACCAACAACGAUUGAUCUUCGCCGGAAAGCAGCUCGAGGACGGCCGAACGCUCUCAGACUACAAUCGGCGGGGAUUGCGGUGGGCAGAGAAAGGGAAUUUCCAAUGCUUGCACUGGCAGGGCGUGUAAAUCUGUUUAAGACGCGAAUCAUGAAACACGAGUCCUAGCAUGCAUGCUCUAUCGGCAGGCGGGUUUUCUUUGAUUCCGAAACAAUUUGGCAUUGAAUCUCGUUCAUCCGUUCAACCUUUCUGUUUGGC